Molecule: messenger RNA, 1355 nt
Organism: Actinia tenebrosa (Australian red waratah sea anemone)
Lineage: Eukaryota; Metazoa; Cnidaria; Anthozoa; Actiniaria; Actiniidae
Product: putative RNA polymerase II nuclear localization protein SLC7A6OS
Biological process (GO): developmental process
Source: RefSeq, a predicted model, not a curated record
GGAAGAGUUGGGCUUCCUGUGUUAAUGUUGGAGGAGAACAACAUGGCUGCGUCAAUAGAAUGUGCAGAUCGAGAUCAACGAGGAGUUGUUUUACGUGUAAAAAGAAAAAGAACUGACGAUCCUGUUGAAGCAUUAGUUGUUUCUCAUGUUAUUCCUGCAAAGAAAGCUCAUCUAACAGACGAAGAACCAGAGGACAAAUCGAAAACUACCGACAAAAGUGGAAACGUCAAAGUUGACCAGUUAUUUCGAUUUCUUGGGACGUGCAACGAAGACGAUAGCACCAAAAGUAAAGAUAUUCUGAAAAAUAUCAAAACAAAACCAAUAAGUCAUGGGAAUCCCAAGAAAGGUGCCAAAGGAAUAACAGAACAGUUACAGAAAAAGCAGAGAGAAGCAAAAAAAGAAUCACAUAGUGAUGCCAGGUUUAAAAUCUUAAGCAAUAAUCGUUACGACAAUGAACCAACGUCUAGUAACAAAGAUUCAAAUGCAAACAAAAAACCAGAAGUAUCAGAAUUGAAGAGGACAUCAUCAGAUGAUUCUGCUGAUUCUGCUGAUGACGAAGUCAGAAGAUUAUUCAAAGUUUAUGAUGUCAUCAGAGAUGAAGAAAAUAAAAAAAGUGGACAGGCCUCUGCCUCUACAACAUCAUCAAAACCAAGCGAACCAGAAGAUACAAAUGUCAUCCUUUGCAAUUCUGUGAAGAUGAUUAGAGAGAAACUUGCUGUUUCUGAAGGAAGCAGGCCUGUUAACAUAGCAGAGAAAGGCUAUGUAUAUGACUUUUACUAUGCACCAAGCAGCCAGAAUGAUCUGGGAGAUAUACUUGAAAUAACAGGUGUGAACAAUGAUUUGUUUCUGGAGACAAUUGACCGAGAGUUUGAGGAAAUGUUUGAUGAUGAAGAUGAUUCUAAUGAUGAGAACAAUUGGCGUAACGAUUACCCCGAUGAAGGACUGUGGUCAUCAGAUGAUGAGGAUUCAAAAACAAAGACAAGACAAUGUUUAGAUGAAGACUUUGGUUUCGAUAUGGAUGAUGAUCCAACAAAGUAUCACAAGCAAGCAUUUGGCGAGGACUUAUCAAGUGAUGACGAUGAACUGGAUUAUUAUGGUGAACCUUGCACACUAUCCUCAAGGAAAGAGGCUUAUCAAGAAAAUCUAAGCGAUGAUUUCGAGUCGGAAGGAUUUUAAGAAAACAAGUUGAUCAUCUGUGAUAAUAACAGAAUGUCAUCGUUAAAAUAAUGAUAACCUCAAGCUAAUUAAUUUGCUUGAAUAAUCAGACGAGUCUAGCAAGCUCAAGAUUAGUUUUGGGUCGCAAACGGAAGAAUAUUUUGUAUUUCCUAUAUUAAAAAAUCCUACGAACAUCUCUA